Molecule: messenger RNA, 1734 nt
Organism: Blepharisma stoltei
Lineage: Eukaryota; Ciliophora; Heterotrichea; Heterotrichida; Blepharismidae
Source: the annotation of a GenBank genome assembly
AUGGAAGACUUAGUCACUGAAAACCUAAAAAGGACUUAUUGCCUAUUUGCAGCUAACCAAGGUGCUAGAGUCAAAAGGCCUCGUGAUAUAGAUAUUCUUGUAAAUGACACAAAAUCCCGCUCCUUUUAUAAAGGAAUUCCUGAUGUAGUAGAAGAAGUGAUUAAAAAGAGAAAAAUUGAAGAAAAAAAGCUUGAAAACCCCAGCUAUAACCCGAAUACAGAUAUUGACUCGUUAAAAGCAUUGCUUAGCAGACGAGAAGAAGAAUCAAAAUCCUCGCAAUUGGCGAUUUUCCAAGACAAACAUUUAAAUCUUAGGCUGAAAACAAUAGAGCCUGUAUGGCAUCCUCAAUGGAAACUUAUGAGGGUUAUAAGUGGUCACCAAGGCUGGGUGCGCUGCAUAACAGUUGACCCUACGAAUAGCUGGUUUGCAACUGGUAGCAAUGACCGUAUGAUAAAAAUUUGGGAUUUGGCGAGUGGACAAUUAAAGCUUUCCCUUGUAGGGCAUAUUAAUGCAGUUGAAUAUUUAAAAAUUAAAUUAAAGGUUAUGCUGGCCAUAAGUGGGAAACCACUAGAAUCACCUGUCCAAGGUAUCAGCAGAGCCAUCGUCUGUAGAGUGCCCCGAUAAUCUCGAUGCGAGAAGAUUAUGUGGUAGGCAAAACCUGUCUAACCCAUCUGGCAUGGCAGGAAAAAAUUUGGGGAGAAACAAAACUUCCGCGCUCGGGCAAGACAUCCUUAGCCUGGAGGCCUACUUCAAAAAGGACAGAGGCUCUGUUUUUAGCUUCAUCAAGGCGGUUAAUACCUGUUCCAUAAGAAUGCACCUUGGAGUCCAAUUUUUGUCAACAUCACCAUUUUAUUUCUUAAUGUAGUUAGGGAUUUAGUGGCAAGUGACAGACAUUCAUAUUUGUUUUCAUGCAGUGAAGAUAAGACCAUAAAUUGCUGGGACUUGGAGUAUAAUAAAAUUAUUAGGCAUUACCAUGGGCAUUUGAAUGGGGUGUAUUCGUUGUCUAUACAUCCAACGCUAGAUUUGCUGUUUAGUACAAGUAGAGAUUGUACGUGUAGAGUAUGGGAUAUUAGGAUGCUGAAAAAAUAAAAAUAAUUAAUUAUUUAAUGACUUUUAUAUUAAUUUUAAAUAAAAAAUAUUAGGACAAAAGCUCAAGUUAUGGUACUUGAAGGACACACAGGAACUGUUUGGGAUGUGGCUUCCCAAGCUCCUGAGCCACAAAUAAUUACAGGUUCUGCAGAUACCUUUAUAAAACUAUGAGAUUUAUCAACAGGAAGAUGCAUGAACACUCUAACAAGGCAUAAAAAAGCUAUUAGAGCUGUAAAAUUCCAUCAUGAAGAUUAUGCUUUUAUAUCAGCUGCAGCUGAUAACUUAAAACUUUGAAAAUGCCCAGAAGGUGAAUUUUUAAGAAAUUUUCCAGGAAAUGGGUCAAUAAUCAACGAUAUUGCUAUAAAUGAAGACAAUGUUCUAGUAACAGGAGGAGAUGACGGAGUCUUAUCUUUUUGGGACUAUUCCUCAGGUUAUAAUUUUCAAAAUAUCCAAACACAAGUCCAGCCAGGCUCACUAAGCUGUGAAGCUGGUAUUUUUGCUACAUGUUUCGAUAGGUCUGGCCUUAGACUUAUUACAGCUGAAUGUGACAAAACUAUCAAGAUUUAUAAAGAAGACGAAAAUUCUUCAAUUUCUUCCCACCCUAUCCCUCCAGAAGCCAAAGUGUUUAUUAAACCUAAAUAUUAA